This is a messenger RNA of Trichomycterus rosablanca, 2066 nucleotides long. RefSeq names its product FIP1 like 1b (S. cerevisiae) (gene fip1l1b). Lineage: Eukaryota; Metazoa; Chordata; Actinopteri; Siluriformes; Trichomycteridae. The coding region runs from base 93 to 1865 and encodes 590 amino acids. The transcript is spliced from 17 exons. Gene Ontology annotation, cellular component: mRNA cleavage and polyadenylation specificity factor complex. The record is from RefSeq and is a predicted model, not a curated record.
CAAAGUGUGGAGUGUGUGUUAGAGUUCGUGCAGAGUGAAUGAGUGAAUGUGAAGGUUUCUACACUGUACAGAGUGAGAGUGAAUGAGUGAACAUGUCCGCAGUGGAGGUAGCGCCGGUAGAAGACGCGGAUAAAGCAGCAGCGCUGGAGGUGGCGGCUGGGGUGGUGGAGGCGGUGGAAGCGGUGGAAGCGGUGGAGGCCGGGAACAGUGCUGGAGAUGAGGAGGAAGAAUGGCUCUAUGGAGAUGAAGGAGAAACAAAGGAGACUGAGGAGGAUGAAACCGCCAAACUUACUGCAGCCGUCAGCACCCUUGCUGUCCCCCCAGCUGUCCCUGAGGAUAUCAGUGCUGAAAAUGGAGUCACCAGUCAGGAUCAGGAGGAGACUCGGGCUGAAAAUGAGGACAGCGAGAGUGACAGUGAUGACGACGAUGAUGACGAUGUGCGUGUUACCAUCGGUGACAUCAAGACUGGAGCACCACAGUACACGGCGUACGGUGCAGCACCAGUGAACCUGAACAUAAAGACAGGUGGCAGUCGACCAUACGGAGCAGUUGGAGCCAAGGUGAAAGGUGUGGAUCUAGAAGCCCUGGGCAGCAUCAACGGCGUUCCCGUACUGGAGGUUGACAUGGAGUCGUUUGAGGAAAAGCCCUGGAGACAACCUGGUGCGGACUUGUCUGACUACUUUAAUUACGGCUUUAACGAGGAGACGUGGAAGGCGUACUGUGAGAAACAGAAGCGGUUGCGAAUGGGCCUUGACGUCAUGAGCAUCGGCUCCACCACCAGCAAGAUCACUGUGCAGCAGGGAAGGACAGGCAAUGACAAAGAGGUUCCGGUGACAGCUCAUGUUCCUAAACCUGACUUUACUUCCACAUCCACUGUGUACAAGGCCAACCCUAACCCAGCCAGAAUAUCCCCUCCGCAGUGGAUGGGGCCUGCACCCCAAGACAUGCCCUAUUUUACGAAGUCUAGCGGAACCAUCGAUGUAAUUGGUGGACAAACAGCCACCAUCAGCAGAGUGGAGGGGCGACGCCGCCACAAUCUGGAAGGAAACAACAUUCAGGUGCUUUCUGAACAAUCCUCCCCUGAUGCCGAGGCCACGCCUGCAAAAAUCCCUCCCUUCUUCCCACCGGGUCCGCUCCCACCCAACUUGCCCCCUCCACCGUUCCUGCCCCCGCCCCCUGUUAGCCAGGCUCCACCCCUCAUUCCUCCACCAAGGCUGCCGAUCACCGUCCCUCCUCCUGGUUUUCCACCUCCUGGAGCCCCGCCCCCAUCACUCAUACCGACUAUGGACGGCGGGCAUCCUGGAGGGUAUGACUGUCGUCCUGUUACUCCAUACCCCUUCCCACCAGGGGGUUACCCGCCACCCAUGCAGGGGCCUGUGAACAACUGGGGCAGCAUAAUGGAGAAUUCAAAGCAGUGGGAUUAUUACCCCCGCCGAGAGAAAGAAAGAGACAACAAGGAAAGAGACAGGGAGAGAACAAGGGAUCGCGGCCAUGACCGGGACAGAGAGAGAGAUCGAGACCGGGAACGAGAACGAGACAGAGAACGAGACCAUAGUCCCUCAACUAUGGUCUAUAAUAGCGAUGAAGAACGCUACCGUUACCGUGAAUAUGGUGACCGCGGGUACGACAGACAUCGGGAACGGGCCAGCCGGGAGAAAGAGGACAGACACCGUGAGAGGAGACACCGGGAGAAAGAGGAGGGUCGACACAAGUCCUCACGCAGCAGUAGCAGAAGGAGGCACGACAGUGAGGAAGGGGACAGCCAUCGCAGACACAAACAUAAGAAAUCUAAGAGGAGUAAAGAAGGAAAGGAGCCGAGCGAGGAUCGAACCGGCGACCAGGAGAAUCAGGAGAGCAUGGAGUAACCCCGCUCACUAAACCUUUCUUCUAACAGCUCCGAAUCAUGCUUACAGCAGCAGUCCUAACCCGAUAAGAGCGUCUCUAGUCUCUCCCCAGUUUGUUUUGUCUAUUUUAGUUCCUUCAUGUGUUCCAUUAUUGUUGUUUUGCUGAGUACCAUGUAGAUGUUGAACUGUUGGAUUAAAAAAAGCAUUUGGUAAUUUCUGUAA